This is a messenger RNA of Aspergillus mulundensis, 621 nucleotides long. RefSeq names its product M50 family metallopeptidase. The transcript has 3 exons. Lineage: Eukaryota; Fungi; Ascomycota; Eurotiomycetes; Eurotiales; Aspergillaceae. Bases 1 to 621 code for a protein of 206 amino acids. The record is from RefSeq and is a predicted model, not a curated record.
AUGCUCGUAAUCGCCUUCCACGAAUUCGGGCACGCGAUAACAGCCUGCUGCACCGGUGGCCGCGUGAAGUCUAUCUCGCUCGACCCGCAUGAAGGCGGCGUCACGCACAUGCAGGGCGGGAUCUCCGCCAUUACCCUGCCGGCGGGUUAUCUGGGGUCGUCGAUUAUCGGGGCCCUGCUGAUCUUCGCGGGCUUCAAUAUCAUUGCGAGUAAAGUCGCGAGUAUAGUGCUGGGCGUGUGCUUUCUGUUGACGCUCUGGUGGGCGAGGAGGGACUGGUUGACGAUCGUGACGGUGUUGUUGGCCGUGGGGCUUUUGGUUGCGUGCUGGUUUAUUGCGCAUGGGGAGGCGCUGAAGUGGGUUGUUUUGUUCAUCGGGGUCAUGUCAGGCUUGUACAGCGUUUGGGAUAUUUGCGACGACCUCAUAUUGCGCAAAGUCAACUCCUCCGACGCAAGCGUCUUCGCGCAGCGCUACGGCGGGUCCUCGCGCUGCUGGGGUCUGCUCUGGUCCAUGGUGUCUCUCAUUUUCAUCGCCAUUGCGAUCGUUGCCGCGAUAGCUGCGUUCCCUCAGUCGUUCAGCCAGCAGGAGGAGGACUCGAAGAGCUUUUUACCGACGAAGUUCUAG